GUAAAAGAGUCCGUCGGUUCAUUAUGUGAAUGCAUAUUGUUUGUUAAAGAGUCAGUCGGUACAUGUGAAUGUAUAUUGUUUGUACGGGAUACAUCUAAACAUGGAACACACAAACAACUUUACAUUGAUACGUAACCAGUAAACAUAUCUCAAGAUAACGCGGGACAUUUCCAUCCGAUCAUCACUUGUACCCACAACGACAAUGAAUAAAUUCGGGAUUUUAAUCAUUACAUCUUUUGUUUCAAGUAUCACAUGUUUAUCAUGUGACUGUGACUAUCGACACAGAGACACAUAUUGUGGACCAGUACCAACCUGUCCUACGGCUAGCACUCUUGUUCUAGAUCCAUGUGGAUGUUGCCAAAUUUGUUCCAAGAUUGAGGGAGAAGUAUGUGGUGGACCUUGGAAGAUAUAUGGAAAAUGUACCUCUGGACUAAGUUGUCAGGCGUCAGUUCCCACUGAUACAUUAGGUGCAGGUGGCAACUUCGGUAAUCAUCACGAACCAAAAGGAGUAUGCAGAAAGCCUGGCGAGGUUUUGCAAGCAAGUCGGCCAUGUUUUGUUGCUCUCAAGCAGUACCAAACAGACAUACAUAUCAGAGGAAAACGACAAGCUGUAUCAAACAGACAGCCAUUGUCAACUUCAAUACAAGAGACAAAACCAACCCUGAAUAGCACAACGCAUUUACUGGUCUUACUCCCCAAAACAACGGCGAAUCAAUCCAGCAAUGGUCCAUCCUCACCAAAUUCUACAACAUUAAUGAAAUUGUUAUCACAAACCACAACAGAUUCACCAUUGAAUAUUACAACUGGAUCGUUAAAUAUGACAUCACGUGACACUAUUACCACACCGCAAUCUGGAACUUCGGAACAAAUUACCGAUGAACAAACAACCGUCACUGCCUCGUUUACUUCGAGCGAACCAAUCACUACAGAAGACAGCUUAUUCACCAGUGAAUCGUCAUCCGAGGCCUCAACAUUUACUGCAGUAUCGACGACAGACACUGAAUCAACAAGUGAAUCAUUUACCACAACGCCUGAUAUGUCAACAGAGGUAUUAACAACACCCACAGUACCAACGACAACUCCGUGUCCACUCAAGCCAAGGUGUACACCAGAAGGUUGGUUCGCUCCUACACAAUGUGACCCUUGCGUUGGGGAGUGUUGGUGUGUUUAUUAUUCAAAUGGACAAGAGGUUCCGAACACACGAAAACAAGGACGAGUGAGGUGCACGUAGUCCAUGAUUGUUUGAUAUAUUUAAACGAUGAAAUGUUAUAUGAAUUACUUUCAUUACUAGGACUGCGGUACUUAAUAUGAAGAACAUGGCAAAUACGUAUAAUUUCUUAAUAUGUAUAUAUUAUAAAGGCUUCAAUGAAUGCGAUAAAUGAUGAUUUAUUAAUACGAAACUUUUUUUAAUUCUUAUAAAAAUCUGCUUAAGAAAUUAUUUCAAAAAUCUUUGGUGGUGAGGU
Messenger RNA from Mytilus trossulus (common blue mussel), 1463 nucleotides. RefSeq names its product integumentary mucin A.1-like. The transcript has 5 exons. Gene Ontology annotation, cellular component: extracellular region. Lineage: Eukaryota; Metazoa; Mollusca; Bivalvia; Mytilida; Mytilidae. Bases 203 to 1231 code for a protein of 342 amino acids. Gene Ontology annotation, molecular function: insulin-like growth factor binding. The record is from RefSeq and is a predicted model, not a curated record. Gene Ontology annotation, biological process: regulation of cell growth; regulation of signal transduction.